This is a messenger RNA of Hyla sarda, 3085 nucleotides long. Its product is annotated as volume-regulated anion channel subunit LRRC8D-like. Bases 218 to 2587 code for a protein of 789 amino acids. The transcript has 2 exons. The record is from RefSeq and is a predicted model, not a curated record. Gene Ontology annotation, molecular function: protein binding. NCBI's taxonomy places the organism in Eukaryota, Metazoa, Chordata, Amphibia, Anura, Hylidae.
GUGGGAGAGGCCACCAACUCUCGGAUGUAGCUGCAGAAAGGAACACGUGCGAAGUGGCCGUAGAGUGAAAGUUUUUAUGUCUGACAAAACUAUUAGCCUUGGGAAAGAAGUCGGGGACCUGCACUUUGUGUUCUGAAUAUCGAGGACAGAUUGAUUGCUCAAGACACACGCCAAGGCUUGUCCAGGAUUGAGAAAGAAUCUGCUUCCUGGUUUAAAAAUGCUCGCCAUCCGCAGAGGUAUGUUCACAAUAAGCGAUGCGGCGUCGCUGGCCGACACCCAGGCUCAUUUCAAGGCCGUGAAACCUUGGUGGGAUGUUCUUAUGGAUUAUGUCCUUAUAAUUAUGCUUAUGACAGCUUUCUUCUCUGCAACACUUCUUAUCACUAUGGAUAAAGUUGUAUGUAUGCCCAAGACUACAAAGCUUACCAAGAACAUGUCAAAUGACUUUAGUGAAGCUGGCACGAUAACACAACCUACUCCAGCUAUUCGGAAAGAUAUUGGUCACUUGACUAACUUAGACUACCAGCAGUAUAUGUAUGUGAGCGCUGUGUGCUACCACAAAGUCGUACCAUGGCAGUCCAAAUAUUUUCCCUACUUGUCUCUCAUCAAUACUUUAUUGCUGCUGGUCAGCAGUAAUUUCUGGUUCAAGUAUCCCAAAACAUCUUCUAAGAUUGAACUCUUUAUUUCCAUCCUGAGCAAAUGUUUCGAAUCUCCAUGGACCACUAAAGCACUUGAAGAAACUAGUGACCAGCCGCCUCCAGAGCACAACCGACAAAAGUCCAGCAGUUCACGCUCUAUGGACCUCUCACCUAGGACACCAUUGAUAAGGGAAACACCAUUUUCAUUUGUGCCACUUCAGGUGUCCACCAUCUUGGACAAAAAGGAGGAAGAGCAAGCCAAGGCUUUAUUUGAGAGGAUACGCCAUUUUCGAGCUCAUGCCGAGGACUCGGAUAUGGUGUAUAGAGCUUAUAUUGGUCAGACUGUUUUCAAAGUAGUUGCACUGGCUAUAAUCCUUGGGUACUCACUAAGUUUGGUAGGCUCAUUUAGCUUCCACCAUCUUUGUAAACCAGGCAUACGGAAUUUCAUGGGAUAUUCUAUGUUUAAAUGUACACAUAAUUUAGCCUUCAUACUAGAAAAACUUCUGCUAACCUAUAUUUUGCUUGUUUCUGUCUAUGCUUUCCUAUCUGCUUAUGCGUUGUUUUGGUUACUUACCAGUUCGCUUAAGGUGUACUCAUUUGAUACAAAUAGCGAAGGAUCAGGAUUUAGUGAUAUUCCUGAUGUGAAAAAUGAUUUUGCCUUCAUGUUACACAUGGUAGACCGCUACGACACUUUGUACUCAAGGAGAUUCUCUGUGUUUCUCUCUGCUAUAAGUGAAGGGAGGCUCAGGGAGCUUGCACUUAAUUCCGAGUGGCCAGCAGAGAAACUGAGACAGAUGAUCAAUAAGAACACCAAUGGCCGCUAUGAGCUGCAAUUGAGCAUGAUCCCAGUGAUACCAAAAGAUGUUUAUGAACUGAGUGAGAUUGAGGUCCUCAAGCUCGAACUGAUCUCAUCUGCAAAGAUAGUAGGAGCAGUGUCUCAUCUCAAGUCUCUCUCAGAGCUCCAUAUCAGUCAUUGCUCAGUCAAAAUGGACCCUGAGGCAUUUUCUUGCAUUCGGGAGCGGUUAAAAGUGCUUCAUGUUAGAUUCACAGACAUGGAAGAACUUCCAUCUUGGAUGUACUCUUUGAAGAAUGUAAGUCAAUUGCAUCUUUCUGGCAACCUCAAUUGCUCCAACAAUAAGUCCAUUCGUCUACAGUCUCUUCGUGGAUUGACUGGGCUUAGAUCUCUGUUUCUAACAAGUAACCUGUCUCAUCUAUCUUCUGCAGUGCUGGAUGUGGCUGGGCAGCUGUCCAAGUUGAGCAUACAGAAUGGAGACACCGAGCUUGGGUCACUAGGUCAACUGAAAAGAAUGAAUCGUUUAUUGGAGCUUACACUUUGCCACUGCAAGAUCUCAAAAAUCACUGGUGUCCUUGUUGGCUUACCAAAUUUACAAUCUAUUGAUUUGACAUCCAACCAGCUGCAAUACGUUGAUGACCUAGGAACUCUUCAGCGGCUCCGAAACCUGAGCAUCUUAAGACUAUCCCACAAUGCUAUCAAUCGUCUCCCAGCAUCUAUUGAGUUUCUACGUAAUUUGGAAGAGCUAUACAUUUCCCACAAUAAACUGGAGAAUUUACCAGUUUCUCUUUGUAAUCUUGUUAGAUUAAGACACUUAGAUGUGAGCUAUAAUCACAUCCGACAUAUCCCCCAUGAAAUUGGUCACCUAACCCGGUUGGAGACACUGGCAAUCACAUCUAAUCAGAUCUCUUUCUUACCACGUGAGCUGUUCCGUUGCUCUAGACUGAGAUCCCUCCAUGUUGGCUCCAACAAACUUACUAGUGUACCGCCUGAGAUCGGACAGCUGCCGCUCCUGUCUAGCUUGGACCUUAUGGGCAACAACUUGACUGAAUUGCCAGAGGAAAUAACAAAUUGUUUACAGCUAAAGAAAGGAGGGAUUGAUGUGGAAGCAUAUGUUUUAGGAACAUUACCUCCAGAAUUGAGGAAAAAAUACUUGUAAAUGAAUAAUCGAAAAAAAUGAACAAACUUUUUUGGUGAUAGGUCCAACUUAGGUCUUAACUUGACCUAACAUAUUAAGACUGUAGCUAUAAGGGGUUUAAAGUCUUUGGCAUUUACUGCACUGCAUAUGCACUAAUUUAACAAAUAUUACCUCUCCAGUGAAUAGGUGAUAAUUACUUCUAACCGGAUUACCCCUUUAAAGGUGUAUUCCACAGAAUUUUUUUUAUUUUUCCAUUCAGCCUGGCUGCGAAAAUAUAAAUUACAAACGUCUAUUCACUUCCUGGCGCUCCCCCAGUGUGCGGUACCACUCUCCUAUGUUCUGGGCCCGGUAUUCUUCCGCAUUCUGGGGCCGGAUUUGUCACACUGCACUGAGCUUAUCGUUGGCCACAGUGAUGUCCCGCUUCUGCUGAUGAAACACUGAGCAGCAGUGUCAUGUAACGGGCCCUGGCCCAAAAUUUUUCCCUGGUGCCCGGGUCUGUUACAUCAUACUGCAGCUCAG